UUUCCCGAGGAGCCCCCCCGCUCGGCUGGGCGGCGUCUGCGCUCGGCUGGGCGGCGUCUGCGCCCGGGCGGCGGCGAGCAGCCUGGGAGGGGGUCGGAGCAGAGUGCAAGAUGGCGAGUGGGAGAAUGACGACAAAAGAGAUAAAAGCGAGGAGGCGGAGGAGGACAAAGAAAAAAAUGCCUCGCGCGCGUUGGCGCGAGGACGGGCGGCCCGGCGCGUCGUGGCCAGCCGCCAGCACGCCCCCGUGGCACGGGCGCCCCGCGCGCAUCGGCGCCGGCCAGCGCCCCCUCCCUCGAGCGGCUUGGGGGCGGCUGGGCGCCGAGGACGAGGGCGAGGACCAAAUCGGGCGAGGAUGAAUCUCGCC
Prorocentrum cordatum is the source of this 364-nucleotide messenger RNA. Lineage: Eukaryota; Dinophyceae; Prorocentrales; Prorocentraceae. The record is from the annotation of a GenBank genome assembly.